ACAUGAAUGUGAGCAGUGUCAGUAAUUUAUCAAUUGUCUCGGCUAGUUUUUUUAUUUGUGUGUGUACUUUUUCGGUAGGCACUUGCAUGCUGAGAUCAGUGAGCACCCGGAACUUGUGGAAACUUUUGCUUUUGUUGAUCCAGCAAGCUCAUUUUUCGUAAAUUCUGAAUUUGAAGAUUACAUUCUCAAUCGGUUUAGAGAGGGUAACCCGGAUCGACUAUUCUUUUUGCCGCAUAAUAAGAACAUGCAUUGGAUUUUGUCCAUUAUUUGGGAAGGCGAAAUAUAUAUUUUGAAUCCACUCCCUCACCCGACACAGUUUCCAGAACUGGAGAAUGCAUUAGCAAGGGCAUUGAAAAAAUUUAAUGUAGAAACUGGUAGGGGCAGCAACAAGAUAGGCAAGGCAAAGUUUCUCAGUGGAUCUCCCAAGCAACCUGGUGGCCAUGAGUGCGCCUAUGUAGUAAUGCGGUAUAUGAAAGAGAUAAUCAAUGACACAAAAUUGACAUUUGCUAAAAAGUGGCUGCCCAAGUCUCGAGCUUCUUACACUGAGGACGAGCUAAAUGAAGUACGUCUUGAGGCACUCCACUUCAUCCAAGAUCACGUCUGAUGACUUUGCAUAUUCUGAUCUUUAAUUUGUGGUAA
Daucus carota subsp. sativus is the source of this 639-nucleotide messenger RNA. RefSeq lists its product as uncharacterized. The transcript is spliced from 5 exons. The coding region runs from base 245 to 604 and encodes 119 amino acids. The record is from RefSeq and is a predicted model, not a curated record. Lineage: Eukaryota; Viridiplantae; Streptophyta; Magnoliopsida; Apiales; Apiaceae.